Molecule: messenger RNA, 1059 nt
Organism: Dinoponera quadriceps
Lineage: Eukaryota; Metazoa; Arthropoda; Insecta; Hymenoptera; Formicidae
Exons: 3
Coding region: 363-932 (189 amino acids)
Source: RefSeq, a predicted model, not a curated record
CUAUAUUUAUGAUGUUCCUAAAUAAUAAUGAAUCAGCAUAGAGCAAUCGAUAAUAUUUUUUGUUAAUAAUAGCGGCUUUUAAUUAGAGUCUACUAAAUGAUCCCAGGUUAUUGUGCAUGUUUCAUUGCUAAAAAUAUCUCAGAAGGCUUGAUUUGUUUUUUUUUUCUAUGACAUGAAAUUAGACAAAACAUGUCAAUGUACGACACGUUUGUAUGCUUUAAUGCUCGUUUUGAGGAAAUUAUUUUAAAUGUUAACGAUUUAUGUUCUGUUAACGUGACUGUAAUACACAUUGGAAUAUUUGUAGAAACUGUACUAUUUGGUACAUCUAUCGCAAGAAAAAUCUGGAGGUUCAACAACUACAUAUGAUAAUGAUAUUCUUAAGUCAACAAAAAGAGCUGCAGGCUAGCUUAUUCAAAAUGCAAGAUUCGUCGAAGGCCAGUUCUUUGCCCAGUACUAAACUUCUCCUCCGUCAUAUUAAAUCAGUGCACGACACUGCCACUCAGAUUUCAAGUGAAUUCGGCACUACAGACACUGCAAUUGAGGACACAAUAACAGAAAUUAUGAUAACAACUCUUGGCAAAAUUCCAAACGAAAUGUAUUAUCUGGAGGACACGACACCCAGUGGGAGAGUCAAGGAAUUAAACACAACACUAAACAACUGCAGUUUCUCAGAGAGAACAGUCCCAGUUGACAAAUCCGAUGAAUAUACCGGACGUUCUACACUCCUGCUGAUCUUACUGAGUGUGCUCCUGAUCGUACUGCUUUUAUGUUGCAUCACAGCGUGUGUCAUUGCUAGGUCCAAGAGCAAGUAUUCUCUCUUUACGAAGAGCGAUAUCGAAUGCAGUCCGGGUUGCAGUGGCGUCAAUGUACCCUUGUUGGGUUUAGAGAAGACAUCAGAUACAACUACUAAGACAAGUUCGAUGAAGAAUUGAAAAGGAUUGGUUUUACAUGGUAGCUCGUUUUGAAACUCUUCAAGAUGAAAAAGAAAGCUCCUGAUUAAACGAACGGAUAUCAUAGCGUUAUUUUUAACCUCAAAGUUGUCAAACCAGAAACACGCAA